AUGGCAAGAGAUCAGUUCUAUGGUCAUAACCAUCAUCAACAAGAACAGCAUCAAAUGAUUAAUCAGAUCCAAGGGUUUGAUGAGACAAACCAAAACUCCAACGAUCAUCAUCAACAACAUCAUUAUAAUCAUCAGAUCUUUGGCUCAAACUCCAACAUGGGGAUGAUGAUAGACUUCUCCAAGCAACAUCAGAUUAGGAUGACAAGUGGGAUGGAUCAUCAUCAUCAUCAUCAAACAAGUGGUACUACUGAUCAGAAUCAGCUUCUAGAAGAUUCUUCAUCCUCCAUGAGACUAUGCAAUGAUAAUAAUAAUUACCAGAGUGAAGUAAAUGAUGAGAGAGCACCACCAAGACCAAGCCAAGGUCUCUCGCUUUCUCUCUCCUCCUCAAAUCCUACAAGCAUCAGUCUUCAAUCCUUCGAUCUCAGACCCCAACAACAACAACAACAAGGGUACUCCGGUAAAUCAACACAUCAUCAGAACCUCCAACACAGCCAGAUGAUGAUGAUGAUGAUGAAUAGUCACCACCAAAACAAUAACAACCAUAUUCAGAAUCAGAAUCAUCAUCAUCAGUUUCAGAUUGGGAGUUCCAAGUAUUUGAGUCCAGCUCAAGAGCUACUGAGAGAGUUUUGCAGUCUUGGAGUAAAAGAAAGCGAUGAUGAAGUGAUGAUGAUGAAGCAUACGAGGAAGCAGAAAGGCAAACAACAAGAAGAGUGGGACACAAGUAAUAACAACAACAACGAUCAACAUCAUGAUCAGUCUGCAACUACUUCUUCAAAGAAACAUUUUCCACCACUUCACUCUCUUGAGUUCAUGGAACUUCAGAAAAGAAAAGCCAAAUUACUCUCCAUGCUUGAAGAGCUUAGAAGAAGAUAUGGACAUUACCGAGAGCAAAUGAGAAUUGCGGCGACAGCGUUUGAGGCGGCGGUUGGACUGGGAGCGGCUGAGAUGUACACUGCGUUAGCGUCGAGGGCAAUGUCUAGGCAUUUCCGGUGUUUGAAAGACGGACUUGUAGGACAGAUUCAAGCAACGAGUCAAGCUUUGGGAGAACGAGAAGAGGAUAAUCGUGCGGUCUCAAUUGCCGCACGUGGUGAGACUCCACGGUUAAGAUUGCUCGAUCAAGCAUUGCGGCAACAGAAAUCGUACCGCCAAAUGAGUCUCGUGGAGGCUCAUCCUUGGCGUCCACAACGCGGUUUGCCUGAACGCGCGGUCACGACGUUGAGAGCUUGGCUCUUUGAACACUUUCUUCACCCAUAUCCAAGCGAUGUUGAUAAACAUAUAUUGGCCCGACAAACUGGUUUAUCAAGAAGUCAGGUAUCGAACUGGUUCAUCAAUGCAAGAGUUAGGCUAUGGAAACCAAUGAUUGAAGAAAUGUAUUGUGAAGAAACAAGAGGAGAACAAAUGGAGAUUACAAACCCAAUGUUCAUCGAGACUAAACCGGACCCGAGCCAGAUAAUUCGUGUCGAACCGGAAUCUUUGUCUUCCAUAGUCACAAAAACCGGCAUCAAAGACAACUCGAACCAGGGAACGGCGUCGUUCGGGUCAACGUUUGACUUUUCACUAUACGGUAACCAAGCUGUGACAUACGCCGGUGAAGGAGGGACAAGAGACGUGUCGUUGACGCUUGGGUUACAGAACGGCGGUGUGAGUUUAGCUUUAUCUCCAGUGACGGCUCAAGGGGGCCCACUUUACUACGGUAGGGACCACAUGGAAGGAUCGGUGAUGUUGGACGGUGAUCAAGCUCAGAAUUUGCCUUACAGGAAUUUGAUGGGAGCUCAAUUACUUCACGAUAUGGUUUGA
Molecule: messenger RNA, 1797 nt
Organism: Microthlaspi erraticum
Lineage: Eukaryota; Viridiplantae; Streptophyta; Magnoliopsida; Brassicales; Brassicaceae
Source: the annotation of a GenBank genome assembly